AUGCAGCGCAGCUCGCCGAUGAACAAGAAGCGCAGUCUCGAGGAUCUGCAGCGCGCGCUGCGUGAGGAGGCGGAGUGGAAGGACUCGAACCGCUUUGCGCAGUUCGUGGCCAACGUGGUGGGCGGCAUCGUCGUGGUGCUUGGGCUGGGCAGCUAUCUGGCCGAGGCGCUGGUUGCGCGGCUGGCCGAUGCGCCGGCACACAUCGACGAGUGCGUGCAGUACUGUCGGGGAAUCGUUGUGGCUCUGGUGAAUGAGGCGCUGGCGGAGUUCUGGACGGUGGUGCAAGGUCUCCGACACACCAAGCUCGAAGACUUGUCGGAUCCGCAGGUGGUCGCGCGUCCCUUGGGCGUCGCGGCCAUCAUGGGCACAGCCAUACUGCUCGUGCGCAAAUACAAGUGGGUGGGCUGGUUCUGCGGCCUGCAGGUUGUGAUCAUCUUGCAGUGGAUCGUGGCGCUGUAUCAAAUGGCGCGCAUUGUGCUCUCGCUGUCGCUGUAUGUCACUGUGAAGGUGGUGAAGCAGGUGCUCUUGGUCAUGCGGAGCGUGUAUGUGGGGCUCUUUCGAGUGCGAGACAAGCAGGCCGAGAGGCUGCGUCGCCUAAUGAAGACUACCAAGAGCUACCGAGAGUGGAAGCAGAUGGCGCAGUAUUUGGACGUGUUGGAAGGCAAGGACAACUGGAAAACGACGAUACGCGCCGAGGACACGGAGCACUGCGACUUCGAGCAGAUGCGUCGAAAUGUAGAGACGCUGACGCGCGCGCUCGAUGCUGGCGACAACGUGAAUGUGGACGAGCUGCGCUAUAUUGUGGCUUCGGUGGUUAUGCGUGACGAGUUGGGAGUAGACUCACCCAGUCUUCACCUGGAAUGCAACUCUGGUACGAAAACAGCAAUCACGAAGUAUAAUGCGCUGGUGAUCCGCGCGUUGGACACGCUAGCCGGAAUCAGCGACGACAAGUUCCCUCACGCGGAAAAGGUGCGCUUCUUCCGGCGGAUGAAGCAAUCGUUUGGCUCAACGGCUUUGUGUCUGAGCGGUGGGGGCUCCAUUGCGAUGUAUCAUAUGGGCGUUAUUCGCGCACUUCUGGAUGCCAACGUUCUCCCGAACGUCAUCUCGGGCUCCUCUGGCGGCUCCAUCACUGCUGCUUUCACCGCAUGCAGGACUAAUGAAGAGCUGUUGAACGAUGUCUUAGUGAGCGACAUCUCGACGCGGUAUUUCUCGUAUGGCAUCCGCUGGUUCCCACCGCUCCUCGAGCAGCUCGCACACUGCGUGAAGACUGGGUUCCUGGUGGCUUCUUCCGAAUUUGAGCGCACUACGGAGCACUACUACAGCGAGCCCAUGAAUGCCGAGGAGAAGACGAUGUACUACACGUUCCAGGACGCGUUCUUGAAGACUGGCCGCCACGUGUGCAUUACCGUCUCCGCGUCCGAUAUCUCGGGUCACAAAGGACCCAAGAAGCUGCUGCUGAGCCACAUCAAUACGCCCCACGUGCUUCUCUGGAGUGCUGUUGCCGUAUCCUGCUCUCUUCCUGGUAUUAUGAAGGGGAAACAGCUCAUGGCAAGAGAUUUCCAAGGCAACAUCGUUCCUUAUGCCUCGCUGAACAAGGAGUGGGUGGACGGCAGCAUCCAGCACGAUCUACCGAUGGAAACCAUGGCAAGUGGCUUUGACGUUACAAACUUCAUCGUGUCACAAGUGAACCCUCACGUGGUGCCAUUCGUCAGCGAUGAAAUUGACAAGCCAAGCAACAGCAAGAGCAUUUUCUACAAGUUAGAGAGCGUUAUUGCCGGGGACGUGCGCCACCGACUCAAGAUGCUCGCCUUCUUGGGCCUCUUCCCCAAGAUCUACGGGCACCAGUUCAGCUCGUACUUCAAGCAAAACUUUUCAGGAAACGUGACGAUUAUCCCGGACUUCCGCUUCCUCGAAUCGAUCGGCAUCAAAGCUAUCCUAAACCCGACUGUGCAAGACAUGACACAUUACAUCGAAGGGGGCCAGCGGGCCGUGUGGCCUAAACUGGCAUACAUUCGCCACCUUUGCAGCAUCGAGAAGUGCCUCGACCAUCACUUGGAGGAAAUGCUCGGCGCCUCUGCGUACUCGUAUAAGAAUUGGCUGCACCCAAGCGCAACAAUGGAGGCAGACGAUGCAAAGAAGACGACUAAAGUUGACUAA
Messenger RNA from Phytophthora sojae, 2157 nucleotides. RefSeq lists its product as hypothetical. Gene Ontology annotation, molecular function: triacylglycerol lipase activity. NCBI's taxonomy places the organism in Eukaryota, Oomycota, Peronosporomycetes, Peronosporales, Peronosporaceae. The record is from RefSeq and is a predicted model, not a curated record. Gene Ontology annotation, biological process: lipid metabolic process. The transcript has a single exon. Bases 1 to 2157 code for a protein of 718 amino acids.